This is a messenger RNA of Zophobas morio, 919 nucleotides long. It is a transcript of the gene Jhbp2, whose product is annotated as Juvenile hormone binding protein 2. Bases 68 to 811 code for a protein of 247 amino acids. Lineage: Eukaryota; Metazoa; Arthropoda; Insecta; Coleoptera; Tenebrionidae. The transcript is spliced from 5 exons. The record is from RefSeq and is a predicted model, not a curated record.
CCUGUACGAGGUCAGUUGGUGGAAGAAUAUCUUCAGAAGUAGAUGAACAUCGAUUACCAAUUCAAGCAUGAAUAAAAUCGUGGUUCCUAUAGUUUGUCUACUUUACAGCCUACAAGGAAUAGUUGCUCAAGAUCCAUUUUAUUUCCUGAAGCAAUGUCAUCGAGAUGAUCCAAAUAUAAACAUAUGUUUAAAGCAGUCUGCAAAUUACCUCAUUGCUAAUAUACGACGAGGAAUUCCUGAGAUCGGCCUAACGGAACCAGAACCAGUCAUCAUAGACGAAAUAAGUAUCGCUUUAGGAAGUGGGCCCGAUGGAUAUAGGGCAUCGUUCAGGAACAUUCAUGGUUAUGGGGUCAGUAACAUUAGUGUAACAGCCGUUAGAUCUGAUGUCAACAGUCACCAGUUUCAAUUCACGAUGUAUAUUCCCAAAGUAUCGGUGAGGGCCAACUACGAGUCCAGUGGGAUUUUGAUAUUGGUGCAAGCAUCUGGUGGUGGCCAAUACUGGGGCGAAUAUGAGGGUAUAAAGUGUAAAGUUUAUAUAAGAGCUAGUCCUCACAGGAUAGGACAACGUACUUUCUUAUCCCUUCAACAAAUUAAAAUGGAUUUCAGUGUAAAGAACAUUAGAAUGGGAGUAGAAAAUGUCCAUAACGGAAAUAGCGUCAUACAGGCCGCCUUAAACUUGUUCAUAAAUACCAACGCGCAAGAACUGCUGAAAGAAAUGAAACCUGACAUCAAGAAAAAAUUGCUCUUGAUCAUGAGUAAUUUCGUCGAGAAUGUGUUUGCCAAUGUUCCAUAUGAUGCUUGGAUAUUGUAGUAUUAAGGAAAUGUAGUCGAUUUUUUAAUUUAAGAAAUGACUUUGUAAUUUAUUAAUUUUUAUAGUUAUUUAAUUUUUAAAUAAAUUAAUUAUUUUAGUUCAAAAUAA